Callithrix jacchus (white-tufted-ear marmoset) is the source of this 6181-nucleotide messenger RNA. RefSeq names its product nectin cell adhesion molecule 3 (gene NECTIN3). Gene Ontology annotation, cellular component: adherens junction; apical junction complex. Gene Ontology annotation, biological process: symbiont entry into host cell; heterophilic cell-cell adhesion; homophilic cell-cell adhesion. The record is from RefSeq and is a predicted model, not a curated record. Lineage: Eukaryota; Metazoa; Chordata; Mammalia; Primates; Cebidae.
CCAGGAGUUCGAGGCGGGCUGUUGCCGGGGGGAGGGGAGUGGCGGCGGCGGCGGGCGGCUCCCGCCUCAGCUUCGGCAGUGGCGUCGGCGACGGCGGUGUCGAGGCAGCACGCAGCGCUCGGCUGAGUGUGAGCCGGCAGCGACGGCGCUAGAGCGGGGAGCUGGGGACGCGCGCGCCGGACCUUCCACAGCCGCCGCCCAGAGCCCGAGGCGCCGGGGCCAGGGGAGCGGGGGGACGGGCGGGCGAGCGGGCCGGGGGGAGGGUGGGGGAUGGCGCGGACCCCGCGGCCGGCCUUGCUGUGUCCCGGAGGCGGCAGAACACAACUUUCCCCCGCGUCCCUCCUCGGAGCCGGGCUCCUGCCGCAGCCCCCGACGCCGCCUCCGCUGCUGCUGCUGCUCUUCCCGCUGCUGCUCUUCUCCCGGCUCUGUGGGGCCUUAGCUGGACCAAUUAUCGUGGAGCCACAUGUCACAGCAGUAUGGGGAAAGAAUGUUUCAUUGAAGUGUUUAAUUGAAGUAAAUGAAACCAUAACACAAAUUUCAUGGGAGAAGAUACAUGGCAAAAGUUCACAGACUGUUGCAGUUCAUCAUCCUCAGUAUGGAUUCUCUGUUCAAGGAGAAUAUCAGGGAAGAGUCUUGUUUAAAAACUAUUCUCUUAAUGAUGCAACCAUUACUCUACAUAACAUAGGAUUCUCUGAUUCUGGAAAAUACAUCUGCAAAGCUGUUACAUUCCCGCUUGGAAAUGCCCAGUCCUCUACAACUGUAACUGUGUUAGUUGAACCUACUGUGAGCCUGAUAAAAGGGCCAGAUUCUUUAAUUGAUGGAGGAAAUGAAACAGUAGCAGCCAUUUGUAUCGCAGCCACUGGAAAACCCGUUGCACAUAUUGACUGGGAAGGUGAUCUUGGUGAAAUGGAAUCCACUACAACUUCGUUUCCAAAUGAAACAGCAACAAUUGUCAGCCAGUACAAGCUAUUUCCAACCAGAUUUGCUAGAGGAAGACGAAUUACUUGUGUUGUAAAACAUCCAGCCUUGGAAAAGGACAUCCGAUACUCUUUCAUAUUAGACAUACAGUAUGCUCCUGAAGUUUCAGUGACAGGUUAUGAUGGAAAUUGGUUUGUAGGAAGAAAAGGUGUUAAUCUCAAAUGUAAUGCUGAUGCAAAUCCACCACCAUUCAAAUCUGUGUGGAGCAGGUUGGAUGGACAAUGGCCUGACGGUUUAUUAGCUUCAGACAAUACUCUUCAUUUUGUUCAUCCAUUGACUUUCAAUUAUUCUGGUGUUUAUAUCUGUAAAGUGACCAAUUCCCUUGGUCAAAGAAGUGACCAAAAAGUCAUCUACAUUUCAGAUGUUCCAUUUAAGCAGACCUCUUCCAUAGCUGUAGCUGGAGCGGUAAUUGGAGCUGUUCUUGCUCUUUUCAUCAUUGCUAUCUUUGUGACUGUGCUGCUGACUCCUCGAAAAAAGAGACCAUCCUAUCUUGACAAAAUGAUUGACCUUCCACCCACACAUAAACCACCUCCUGUGUAUGAAGAACGAUCCCCACCUUUGCCUCAGAAAGACCUAUGUCAGCCUGAACACUUGCCUUUGCAGACUGAGUUCAAAGAGAGAGAAGUUGGCAGUCUUCAGCACUCUAAUGUACUAAAUAGCAGGAGUUUUGACUAUGAAGACGAGAAUCCAGUUGGGGAAGAUGGCAGUCAGCAGACGUACCGUCUUUACAAUCAGAUGUGCUACCAAGACCGGAGCCCUGGCAAACAUCAUCAAAACGAUGCUAAGAGAAUCUACAUCAACCCACAGGAACAUUAUGUGUGAUUUUCCUCUUUUUCCAAGGAGCAUUCUAACAAAUGUUUAUUCUUAGAUUGGGGAGAGAAACUGAGGCCAAUAGUUAUUUAAUUGUCUCUCAUAUAGAACAGUCCCACUCCAAGGGUAUUGGAAGUCUUAAUGAAUGACGCAAAGCCAAUAGCGAAUUUCUUGUCUUCAUUAAGGGUUUCUUAGCCACCAGCUGUGUUUGUGAACUUGACUACAGCCCUGUGUGUUUCUGUGCCGAUGGUGUUUAACUACUGACAUUUGCCCUGCAAUGGCAUUUUCAUUUAACAGUACAGCAUCUGCCUGUGAUAACUGCCGAGAUUCUCCAGAGAGAAAGGCCCCAGCUGGUACUGUUAACUUCGUUGGGUCUCAGGCAUGCUAGCCUGUUCAUCUGUAAUUCACACGGGCGUGAAAGUGAGUUCAGAAUCUGUUUCACUAAUAAUUUAGCUGGGAUUUGGAUUUCCCUGACAUAUUUAAUACAAUUACAAUACCUGAGGAAAGAGGCGAAGUUUGUUCUUCAUCCAAAUAGCAACAAAAGCAACAAAAGGCAGUUGAAAACUUUGAGCCCACUGGUUGUUAUUAUGAUACAUGUUCCUUGUUGACCACUGAUUCCCUGAGGGAUACAUACCUCUUGCUGUUACCUGCCUACUCUUGACUCCCUGUGUGUAACAAACGUUCUUCUUUUGCUUUGUCAUUCUUCCUACAGUCCUCUUCUUUGCUAGCUAGAUUAGCCUAUUUUGCACCUAUUAAAUUCUAAAAACCUUGUUUAAAUGGUGUGCAGCUUUUAACCUUGUUCUUCUUUCUCUAGUAUUUUACAUGACAGGCUCAGCUUUCACUUCUGAAAUUUCUUUCAAACCAAUACCAGCGACAGUCUUUACCUCCCCUUCUGCAUUCUUCAGACCACUUAUAAUCCAUGUUUUAUCUACCUCAGAAAAGCCUGCUGGAAAGUCACCAUGAAAUAACUUCUGCUCUUAAAAGCAGGUGAAAAUUUUGAAAACUUAAAAGGCACUUCAAUAUGGUAUGUUUGUUAAAUCCCCAUGUUCUUUAUCCCUUCUCCUGCUUUACCUGGUCACCAAGAGUCACGAGGUGCUAAAAAGUAAAUACAGUGACUUAUCUACCAUGGUACCCCGUAACGCUGUAGUGCCUAUAAAUGUCUGUCUUGAGUUUUCUCAUCUCCCUUUGCCAACUUUCCUUCUCUGAGAUUGACAGUAGUAAUUACAGAGGUAAUUAUAGAGCAGAGGUGGAGGGAACACAGUUUCACAUGAAUGUCCAUCGCUUCCCUCACAUCUUAAGAAAAGCAUCUUACUCUGUGUUCUGGAAGAUUAGAGGUGUGUCAGAGACACAGAAAAUGCUACAAACUCUGCAUAUGUGAGGAAAGAGUGAUGUAAGCAAUAAAAUAAAUAAAGUAGUGUAUAUUUGCAGCCUAAAUUUCCAGGGCAGAGGAGAAUGUUAGCAGAGAUUUCUAAUGAGAUGCCAAAGACACUAACGACUUACGUUGUGCCGGCUCUAGUUCUUUGUGUGUUUCUUUUUUUAGUCGCCAUGCUUUAUCAAAUUAUCUAGGUAGUUUUACAGCAGAAAUAUUUUCUCCCCCAUUUACCUGAGUGACCAACAACUAUGGGAGAAAGGAUGCUUAAAUUCCAACUCAAUGCUUUAGCUAGGUAAUUAGCAAUGUUAAAGUCUAUAGCUGGAAGGAUCAAAGGGUGAAUUCCAAGGAUGCUCAUUGCUACUGUGCUACCUCAGAGUAGGAGUUUACUGCCCUUUGUAGCAAAGAAUAUAUUCAACUUUAUUAUUUGGAAGACCAACACUGAAUUAGUAUCAUAGAAGGUAUAGGAAUCUUGGCAAUUGUUUUCCAAUAGGAUGAUGGCUGUGAUCAGAGCUCUCCUUGACCAGGAAGUCUUUCACAGACACUGGAUGUUAUGGAGGCAGUAAGGUGGUGUACCAGUUCCUUUAGAAAGCUUUGAAAAUGUCAAUGCCAUACAUGUUGGGGAUAGUUUCCAGGAUCCUGCUGGGAAGUGAAUUGUUGAAUUCGGUCAGUUUCACAAAAGCAUACCAUAGACCCAGGGGAGUGGCUGUCUCUAUUUGCGUAAGAGAAAGGGAUUUGGAAACACUGGUUCUUAGGAGCCCUGUGGCCUGUCUUCAGCGCCCUCCUUAUCAUGAGGAACCUUCUGUCUACCUUUUAAAAUUCUCAGUGUAGUUAUGAAAAAGAAAUUUCAGGAUGUAGUGUCACCUCUCCUGCAGCCACUGAGUUCAAUGUCUUCUUAGCCUUUGCGUCACCUGUGAUACUUCUUUAACUAACUGGUAGAUCAUAUAGCUCUUGGCCCUUUACACAGGUCACGUAAGCUCUAUAACAGCUUAUCCUCGUACAUUCCAUCUGUUCUCUCUAAAAACUGGGCUAAAUAGAAAGCAGCUUUCAAACGGUUUGAUCAGCCAGCCCUCUCAACCGGAAGUUGCCAUCCAAAAUUAGCCUGUUGAUCUCUAAAUUUGGAGACUAGACUACUUGACAAUGCCAUUUGAAUUUGGAAAUUAGAUUCUGAAAGGUCAGUGAUUGAGGUUUAGGGUUGUAAUCCACAGCUGAUAUUAGAUCCUCUUCCCAUAACGCGUUUACUAAAACACUGUGAAACAUAAAUCCCCAGCGUGCUUAUCUACUUAUGGUUGCAGCUUUGCAUUUCUGGGUGGGGUGUGCAUGCUUACCUUUAACACACAGCAUUUAUUGCCUAGAUAGCCCAAGCUCCAGGAGUGUGCAUUGUUGCUACGGUAGCAGGUCACCAUGUUCUUUGCACACCACACUAAGAACAGAGCAUGCACACCACCUACGAUUGGCUUGAUGUAAUGGUAUAAGAAGUCCAUGUUCUUUGGGGCAUGUAAUAUAAAAUUCUUACUGGGCUAGGCUUCUGUGUACAUAAUAGAUACUUAAGAAAUAUGCUGAAAACUAAAUAAACAGGUUUCCCUAUUACUUUCCUAUGGCUUUGUUUACUUAUAGGGACAAGAUAGGUUCUUCAUCCUGUUAUUGCAAAUGAUUUCCUGGAACCCCUUUCACAGUAGUCUAAAAUUCACUAUUUGGUUUUCCAUUUAUCACUCUUUUCCUGCACUAUACUGGUUUUUGGUGCUAUUCUUUAUAUACAGUAGAGCUUUCUAUUAAGCCUCAUUCCCUGGAGUUUGGAAGGUAGACCAUUUACCAAGUAUCAAAAGAGCAGGUACUCCCAGCUUCACCUCUUUGUAGCCAUUGAAAUAGGCAAGUCACUUAACCUGCCUGGGGUAUCAUUUGCAACCUCUGAGAAUUGUGGUGAGAGCUGAAGAAGAUGAUAAUGGAUGGGAAAUUGGAGAAUUACAGUUUUCCUUCAAACUGACAAAUGUCUAUGACUCUUUUAUUGCUGCAUGUUGAACCUAAACGUCCAGGGUCCUCACCAGCAUUUAGAGUACUGUAGUUUCCCUAGUGAUUACCAAGUGGCAAAAUGAAAAUUUCACUUUGAUCAAAUUCACGUAUAGCCAAGUGCAAGUUAGAGAAGUUCCUUUUACUAUAACGAAUAAUUGCCAUGUGGAAAGCUCUUUAUCUGAAUUUUAGCUGCUUAGGCUUUAGCUAGAAUUGAAAAUGCAUUUUACUAUUACCAGUAUUUGCUCUUAUUUUAAAAGUUGCUACUAAUAACAAGUGACAUUAUGGAGUAUAUAGUAUGGAUUGGGUUCCGGGGCAAGUACCUUACAUGAAUGAUCUCAAGGAGUAGAACCAGACUCCUGUUUUGCCCUCUUCCCAGGAGCUCCCGUGGAGAUACACAGGCUCAUACUCCCCUGCGAUAUAAUCUUAGGGCAUGCUGAGCAGCACUUGGCUAUUACUUCUCCCAAAUCUGCUUUAGGGGUGUGGAGAAUAUAGUUUAAAUUAUUUUUAAAGCAGAGAUAUAAGAGAGUAUAUAGAAUAAAACCAUCAGAAAUGUUUAUUAAGAUGAAAGCAAGUACAUAUGCUCAUUUUUUUACUUAACCAUGGGUAAUCCAAAUGCUCAGAAUCUCAUAUUCAUUAGAUUACCCAUAGCUACAAAAACAGCCAACCAAAAUUACAAGCGCUUCAUCCCAGUUGGCUCAACUUUAGUGGGCACGAACCUCUCUAACAUCCCCCCUCAACUUGCUUCUUCAAUAUGCUCAUUGCUCUGUUUGUCUGUUUCACCUUUAUUGAACUCCCAGGAGUGGCAACACUAUGUUGGACAAGUGGAAAGAAGUCCGAAAGACAGAAGAAUAGAAAAGCAUCAAAUAGAAACGUCCCAGUCCCCACUUGUGGCUCAGCUCUGUGCUUCCCUUCUUCCUGUGUUUGGCUAAGGCCCUUCCUUCCUUCCUUCCUUCCUUCCUUCCUUCCUUCCUUCCUUCCUUCCUUCCUUCCUUCCUUCCUUCCUUCCUUCCUUCC